Limulus polyphemus (Atlantic horseshoe crab) is the source of this 851-nucleotide messenger RNA. RefSeq names its product thyroglobulin-like. Gene Ontology annotation, cellular component: basement membrane. The record is from RefSeq and is a predicted model, not a curated record. The annotation marks the transcript as partial. NCBI's taxonomy places the organism in Eukaryota, Metazoa, Arthropoda, Merostomata, Xiphosura, Limulidae. The transcript has 4 exons. Gene Ontology annotation, biological process: cell-matrix adhesion.
AUUGUUCCAGAGCUGUCAGCUCCUUUGGGAAGCCGCUGGAUCCAACCGAACUCCCUCGAUGUAAAUCCAACGGUAAUUACGAAUCCAUACAGAAAACGAGAGACUACUUGUUCUGUGUGGAUGAAAAUGGCAAAUUAGAAAAAAGUCCCAUCUUUAGGAACCGCACUCUGUCUACCUUGCCGUGUUAUGACGAUAAAAUACACAAAAACUACAAAACCCCACCACCUUGUUAUGAGGAGCGCAAAACUCUCAUUAAUAAGAUAAAGAUUCGCGAAAGCAAGGGCUUUACAGUAGUCGGGCUGGAUCUUCCCAGAUGUGAUCCUGACGGGACCUACGCACCGAUUCAGUUUAAUGGAAGCAAGAGUUAUUGUGUCGAUAAAGGUGGGAAAAUAAUUAAAAACACUACUGUUCCCCGGUACUCUGAGGAAGCUCGGAAAAUGAAUUGUAACUGUGUGAGGAUGAAAUUACUGCUGAAGAACAACAGUAAAAUGAGUGGCCUCCAGACUAUAUUCUCCAAAUAUCGCUGCGACAAGAACGGGAACUAUUUACCAAUGCAGUGUAUGUCACUUGCAUGUUAUUGCGUCGAUACCAAAAUGGGUUUCCAGAAGGGGACGGCCGUGUUAACAGUAAAUAAAAAUGACUUGCCGUGUUGGAAACCUGAAUAUGAUACGUAAAUCUUUGGAAUAACUGCAGGAACAGCUGUCUGUUUUUGUAAUUACUAGUUUUAAAAAAAAUUAUGCAUAUAAUUUAAGUGAAUCCUUCUAUCAAAAACAAACUUUAAACUGAGAGGUUCCAUUAAUGAAGAAUCUUUCUGAACACAUGAUGAAGAUGAAAACUAAAAUCAAACGAAA